AAAGCAAAGACGGGCACUCCUUAAAGUUCCACGAUGGACAAUUUGCACCCUAAUAGGAACAAAAUUCCCCUUUUAUCCAGGAGGCGUCACCGCUGGGUGAGCCGAGCCGCUCCCCAUUGACCUCGUGGUUCCCAUGAUAGACGUCCUCUCAGCCCAAUGGCUUCCCUCCCUGUGGGCGGGUCUCACAGAGCAGGCCUAUAGGAGCCCGUGUCAGCUCAGCCAAUAGCGUCACGGCAGGGGGCGUGGCGGGAGGUUUGAAAGUCAGCUUCGGGAACUGAGGCUGCAGCUGUUUGUUGUGCACCCAAGUGGAGUUGGGGCCCGGCAUACCCUCCUCGCCCCGGGCCGGGCCCUACCCCACCCUCUUCCUCCGGAUUGAGAUGGGCUCAGCCAAGAGCGUUCCAGUCACGCCGCCGGCGCGGCCUCCGCCACACAACAAGCUUCUGGCUCGAGUGGCGGACCCGCGUUCACCCAGUGCCGGCAUCACGCGCACUCCCAUCCAGGUGGAAAGCUCUCCACAGCCCAACCUAGCAUCCGGGAAACAGCUGGAGGAUCCCAACCAGGCCGAGGACUCAGAUCCCCGCUCUCCUACCCUUGGCAUCGCGCGGACGCCUAUGAAGACCAGCAGCGGAGACCUCACAACCCCACUGGUGAAAGAGCUGAGUGAAGAAUUUGAGGCGGAAACCCCCAAGUCAAAUCUUCCCCCAGAGCCUGUUCUAGAGGUGUUUUCCGAGGAAGAAACAGGACAGCCCUCAGAAACCCUUAUGACCAGCCAGGGCUCAGACAAGCCCACGAAAGACCCUGAGACGCCUAGAUCUUCAGGUUCUAAGCGAAAUAGACGGAAACCACAGGGCAAGGCACUAGGGAGAUCUCCCCUCACCAUCCUGCAGGAUGACAACUCCCCUGGGACUCUGACACUACGCCAGGGUAAGCGGCCUUCUUCCCUGAGUGAAAACGUCAGGGAACUAAAGGAAGGGGCCAUUCUGGGAACUGGACGACUUCUGAGAAGCGGAGGACAAGCGUGGGAGCAAGGUCAGGACCAUGACAAGGAAAACCAGCACUUUGCCUUGGUAGAGAACUAGGCCAGGGGUGGCCCCAGCCCUGGGUUCACCAGGGUCUAGCGAUAUUCCGAGUCCUCGGCCUCUUCUUUCCCUGGGAGACUGGAAAGAUUCAUGUCCUUCGACUCCCCCUAAACUACCAGCUCUGGAACGAAUAGCUUUCUUGGGCUUUCUUUGUGUAUAAUGUGUUUCUUGUAAAUUAAAGGAAGUGGUUUUAA
Molecule: messenger RNA, 1273 nt
Organism: Pipistrellus kuhlii (Kuhl's pipistrelle)
Lineage: Eukaryota; Metazoa; Chordata; Mammalia; Chiroptera; Vespertilionidae
Gene: CDCA3
Product: cell division cycle associated 3
Exons: 7
Coding region: 378-1079 (233 amino acids)
Source: RefSeq, a predicted model, not a curated record